CCCGCGCCGCGCGAUGACGUCACAACGGAUCCGCCGUCGUUCCGCCGGGUUCCCGAGUUCCUGAGUUGUGCGCGUCAGCAACGGUAGUGACGCGUAUUGCCCGGAGGAUGGCGGACGCCGGCUUGCGCCGCGUGGUUCCCAGCGACCUGUAUCCGCUCGUGCUCGGCUUUUUGCGCGAUAACCAGCUGUCGGAGGUGGCCAAUAAAUUCGCCAAGGCAACAGGCGCUACCCAACAGGACGCCAACGCCUCUUCCCUCUUGGACAUCUACAGCUUCUGGCUCAACAGGUCCACCAAGGCCCCAAAGCGGAAGUUACAGGUAAACGGACCAGUGACUAAGAAGGCUAAGAAGAAGACUUCAUCCAGUGACAGCAGUGAGGACAGCAGUGAGGAGGAAGAAACCCAAGGGCCUCCAGCUAAGAAAGCUGUUGUACCUGCCAAGCGGGCCAGUCUGCCUCAGCAUGGUGGAAAGGCUUCAGCUGAAGCAACAGAGAGCAGCAGCAGUGAAGAAUCCAGUGAUGAGGAGGAGGAGGACAAGAAGAAAAAGCCUGUUCAGAAGGGAGUUAAGCCCCAACCCAAGGCAGUCAAAGCUCCUUCUAAGAAGGCCAAGAGCUCUGAUUCUGAUUCAGACUCAAGCUCAGAAGAUGAGGCACCAAAGAACCAGAAGCCAAAGACAACACCUGUGGCAGCUAAGGCUCAAGCUAAAGCCUCAGCCAAAUCAGGUACACCAGCUCGGGUGGCACCUAAAAUAGCCAAUGGCAAAGCAGCCAGCAGUAAGAGCAGCAGCAGCAGCAGCAGCAGCAGCAGCAGUAGUGAUGACUCAGAGGAGGAGGAGGCAGCAGCCAUACCUAAGAAGACUGUACCUAAAAAGCAAGUUGUGGUCAAGGCUCCAGUGAAAGCAGCAGCCACCCCUACCCAAAAGAGUUCCAGUAGCGAGGACUCCUCAAGUGAAGAGGAGGAGGAGCAGAAAAAACCCAUAAAGAAAAAACCAGGUCCCUAUAGUUCAGUCCCCCCACCUUCUGCUGCCCUAUCCAAGAAGUCCCUGGGAACCCAGGCUCCCAAGAAAGCUGCAGAGAAGAAAGAGCCUGUAGAGAGCAGUGAGGACAGCAGUGAUGAGUCUGAUUCGAGUUCUGAAGAAGAAAAGAAACCCCCAGCUAAGACAGUCAUCUCUAAAGCAACCAUUAAACCAGCUCCAGCAAAGAAGGCAUCAGAGAGCUCUUCAGACAGCUCAGACUCUGACAGUUCUGAGAAUGAAGCUCCUGCCAAGUCAACUGGUACCACCAAGAAUCUCCCAAGUAAGCCAGCUGCCACUCCCAAGCAACCUGCAGCUAAAUCAGCCACAGCUCCCAAGCAAGCUGCAGGCAAUGUCCAGAAGCCUCUGACCAGAAAGGCUGAUAGCAGCUCCAGUGAGGAGGAGAGCAGUUCUAGUGAAGAGGAGAAGAUGAAGAAGACUGUGGCCACCCCCAAGUCAAAGGCAAUGGCCAAAACAGCUCCAUCUCCGGCUGCCAAACAGUCCUCUCAGGGUGGUAGGGACAGCAGCUCUGAUUCAGACAGCUCUAGCAGUGAGGAAGAGAAGGAAGAGAAGAUAUCAAAAUCCCCAGUUAAAAAGAAGCCACAGAAGACAGCGGGAGUGGUAGUCUUUUCCAAGCCAGUCGCCGCAAAGAAAGCAAAGGCUGCGAGUAGCAGCUCUUCCUCUGAUGAUUCCAGUGAGGAGGAGGAGGAGGAGGAGGAGAAGCCUAAGGGCAAAGGCAAUAUAAGACCACAAGCGCUGAAGACCAAUGGGACCUCUGCACUGACUACCCAGAAUGGAAAAGCAGACAAGGACAGCAAUGAGGAAGAAGAAAAGAAAAAGACAACCACAGUUUCUAAGCCAGGUUCAGGAAAGAAGCGGAAGCAGAAUGAGGCUGCCAAGGAGGCAGAGACUCCUCAAGCCAAGAAGAUAAAGCCCCAGACCCCCAACACGUUUCCAAAAAGGAAGAAAGGAGAAAAAAGGGCAUCAUCACCAUUCCGAAGGAUCAGGGAGGAGGAAAUCGAGGUAGAUGCUCGAGUGGCAGACAACUCUUUUGAUGCCAAGCGGGGUGCAGCUGGAGACUGGGGGGAGCGAGCCAAUCAAGUUCUGAAGUUCACCAAAGGCAAAUCGUUUCGGCAUGAAAAAACCAAGAAGAAACGUGGCAGCUACCGGGGAGGCUCCAUCUCUGUCCAGGUCAAUUCCAUUAAGUUUGACAGCGAAUGACCUGGGGCCAUUUGUGGCGAAGUAGGAUGAUGAUUGGAGACCACUUGCUUUCCCCAGUGGACCUGGGAACCAUCAGCUCUCUUAAGGAAGGGUCUUGGUGAGGACAGCAGUUUAGAAUAGGUCCGAAGACUGCAUUGUCACAACUUCUCUGGUCCUUUUCUGUGUCCGUAGUUUUGUACAGAUUUGUUUUUGAGUGUUGAGUAGUAAGGACAACAUAAGAGGAGUGUUUUUUUUUUUUUUUUUUUUUUUUUUUUUUUUAAGAAAAAAAAAAUUUUUUUUUGGUUGUCAUUCCCUUCUCCCUGUUCUGUGGAAGUCCUCAUACUGAGAAAUUUGUAUAUUUUAUAUUAAAUCAUUUCCUAUAGAUUUUUGUUGUGAUUUUCAGAGGUGGGUUCCCACAGAUAAAAUCUUAGCUAUUGCCUAAAACAUAGUGAGGGCCACAUGUACGAGUUUUUAUAAUUGAAGAAUUCUGCCAGUGUGAGUACACGGGUCCACAUUUCAUCCGUCCUACCCCUCAGUGCUCUGGGAAGAGGCAGUUAAGAAUGAUUAAUGUGUAUAUGUUUGGUAAGCAUGCAGUGUGUAGUUCAUCUCCAUUCAUGGGGUCUAGGACUGAUGUUUUCAGCGAGCAUGGACUUAACUACUUUUUGGGGUAAAAUUCACUUUUGUUGGCAGACACAGUUCUGUUGUAGUGUGAAUGCUGUGGGGUUAGUCUGAAUAUUUUGUUUUCUGUAAUUUUAACAUUACCUAAUGUUUGCAAUACAUGUUUAGUUUUUCAAUUUGAAAACAUAAAACUUUUCUAUUGUUCAAAGGCUUUUUUUGAUGACCCUUAAUGGUACUAAGUUGAGGAGUGCGUCUUGGUUUUUACAUUUUACAGAACAAAAUGACAUUAAUUUAAUCUGAAAAGUACACAUCACUUGGUAUUUCUGUCUUGGUAACAGUGGUGACACAAAAUUGAUUUCAUUAACUCCUACAUGGUUGGAAAUCUGAUCAAAAUGAAAGAAUAAAAGCUAUAAUUAAAAUUCUCAGUCUUCAGUAGGAAUUAGGUUACAUUAGUCAGGUGAAUUUAUAGGUAACCUGUGUAUGUGCUAAUGGAACUAGGAUGAACCUUUAAAAAGCAUAUUAGGUGGUAAGACUUACGUGGGGUGGGGUUGGUUGGUACGCAUCCUAACAAGAUUAUGGUGUCUUGUAGUUGGAACAUGGGAGCAAUUGAUGUGCCCCUUGCAGAACCUUAACUGUCAGUAACAGUGGAGAGAAUGAUAAAAACCAGUGAGCAGAAAGAAGACUCCUGAGGCCAAGCUAGCUUAUUGUAAAGCUGUUGGAGAUGACCGUGCUUAUUAGCCAGAGCAGGAUGGGGAGGAAAGAGACAACAGCAAACGAGUCUGAGCUGUUCCUUUGGUGGGAAAGUGUGCUCUAGCUUCGUGGAUGAGGGAGGUGUAGGUUUUAAGUUUAGCCUCCCCUUGUUUGGAUUCCACACUUGCCAAGUAACUUGAUAAUUACUUGGUUUUCCCUGUAACUGCCUCUAGGAAGAACAUACACUGUUCAUGCUGACAUAGGUACAUCAGUCUGCAUGGUAAAAGUUACACAUCUUACUACAAAAUAAUAAACUGGCUGGUUUAUAAUGUG
This is a messenger RNA of Leopardus geoffroyi (Geoffroy's cat), 3851 nucleotides long. RefSeq names its product nucleolar and coiled-body phosphoprotein 1 (gene NOLC1). The record is from RefSeq and is a predicted model, not a curated record. Gene Ontology annotation, molecular function: protein binding. Bases 108 to 2231 code for a protein of 707 amino acids. Gene Ontology annotation, cellular component: nucleoplasm; nucleolus. The transcript is spliced from 13 exons. Lineage: Eukaryota; Metazoa; Chordata; Mammalia; Carnivora; Felidae.